Molecule: messenger RNA, 408 nt
Organism: Umbelopsis ramanniana AG
Lineage: Eukaryota; Fungi; Mucoromycota; Umbelopsidomycetes; Umbelopsidales; Umbelopsidaceae
Exons: 1
Coding region: 82-309 (75 amino acids)
Source: RefSeq, a predicted model, not a curated record
UUCAUAGGCCAACCGACAAUGCCGACAAAAACCGCGGACCAGGGAAAGAUCCGGGUUAGUCAGCUCGUUCAGUAGGAGUGGAUGGGACUCAUAGCUGACCAACAUUAUUUCAACAUCUAUUACAAGGUACGAUGUCUGCCAUAUUUUUUUUUUGUCUUUUUUGGCUACGUUGGAACGAACGCUGGAAAAUUUAUGGGUCCAUCGACACCUGCGUUGAAAGUGGGAAUAUUGCUCGUUGCAAUAUUGGUAAGCUAUUUAAAUUUGCAAUUUUCUGCUGAGCGUUGUCUAAGGCAAACGGAAGCAGAAUAAAAUAUCACAAAUUGUUAUUCACCAGGUGUUUUUGAAUGGUAUAAAUUGUGCAGGUAGAUGGAUUAUUCAAUUGCAUAUUGACCGUGCUUCAAUGAGGCU